Molecule: messenger RNA, 489 nt
Organism: Lodderomyces orthopsilosis Co 90-125
Lineage: Eukaryota; Fungi; Ascomycota; Pichiomycetes; Serinales; Debaryomycetaceae
Exons: 1
Coding region: 1-489 (162 amino acids)
Cellular component (GO): endoplasmic reticulum
Source: RefSeq, a predicted model, not a curated record
AUGCUAAACACAUUCCUUUUCUACUACUACCUCAUCCACAUUCCCAUAACAAUCCUAAUCGAUGCAUCAGUAAUCAUCCCCACAAAAUACCACACAACAUUAACCACCCAUUUACUCCAAUUCCACAUCUCACAAAAUAACGACAUCCUUCUCCUCCAUCCGCAAACUUGGUUCAAAGCAUUCAUCGCUAUUGAGUGUGUUGUUCAACUCCCACUUUUUUUCUAUUUCGUUACUAAGCAUUUACGCUCAAAGCUUGAUGUGAGAUAUUACUUGUGGUCAGUAAUUUAUGGGUUCAAUGCAAGUUUUACUACUUUGGUAUGUUUAGUGUAUAUAUCUAUUGACGGACGAGUGGUGUAUGGAUUGAGUGGAGUUGAAGUUGUUAAAUUGUGGGGGAUUUACUUGCCAUAUUUGACUAUUCCUUUAAUUAUAUUGAUCAAUGGAUUUAACAAAAUUGUUGAACAAAAUGACAAAGUGAAGGAAAAAGCUUAG